Darwinula stevensoni is the source of this 1345-nucleotide messenger RNA. The record is from the annotation of a GenBank genome assembly. Lineage: Eukaryota; Metazoa; Arthropoda; Ostracoda; Podocopida; Darwinulidae.
GUUUUUUUGGCUCUCCGUACUUUAAUUGAGCUCUAGAUUUAUGUUUUCGGGAAUUUUCAUUCUUUGCGCACUUUCAUUCGGAUAUAUUACCUCGAGAGGAAAAUUUUGCAAAUCUUCUAUAAGUGCGAUUUAACCCUUUAUAAAUAAAAUAGUAUUCGCGGGGCUAGGAGAAUUCUUUAAGCCCGUGGCCUCAAAUGGAACUUUUGGACAUGAAAGAUUUAAAUUCAAAAUAUGGCAUCACCUCAAAGGUGACGCCAUACUUGAUGCUCAAUGAACUUGUCUGCAUCCCAAUUUCGAGAAGGAAAGAGUGAGAAUCCCGAAUCGGUUCGAUGGUUUCCUCUCCCUCUCAAACUGCAUCGCAUUGCGGUCACUAGGGGUCAAUCCUUGAUUUACUCGACAUAUUGAGGCCUGUAUAACAGCCGGAUGCGGAAUGAGACCAGUCGAUGACCUUGAGACAGACCGUAAGUCCCCCCGAGGCACAACGGCUUAUUUCCUUCCCAUCUCGCACCGCGUUCGACCGAAUCUCGUCAUCGCCGAAGUUUCAGUCUCGGUCUGGCACUGACACCUUCUCUACCCUGUUACCGACCAUGGCGAGUGUGGAGGAGAUGGACGAGGCCCGAGGUGAGCUAAUCUUGGAGAACUUCAAGGGAUACACCCAUCCCCCCGUGUUGGGUAAGCCGAGGGAUUGGAUUCUUCCCGUCGGAUUUCAAGCAAGGUUCAGGGAGUUCCUGGAAUUUCCUCUCUAUUCAACGGACGUCUUCCUCCUCGGGCAUCCCAAGACUGGGACGACAUGGGUGCAAGAAAUGAUCUGGCUCUUGAAGAAUGACUGUGACGUGGCUGCCAGCAGCAGGGAACUCCUCCUUCAACGUUUCCCUCACAUUGAGCUAGACGAGAUAAUAGCGCAGAGCGCAGAGGAGCCAUUUAUAGUCCCUCGAAGUUUCCUGAAAGCGGCCAUGGCAGAGCAGCUAGGGAAAUCGGGCCGUCUUCUCAAGUCCCACCUUCCCUUCGCCUUCCUCCCGCCUUUCCUAAUGGAGAUAUCCAAGGUGGUCUACAUCGCCCGGAACCCGUACGACGUGGUGGUGAGCUAUUAUUAUCACAUGAAGAAGAUGCAUCAUCACGAAUUUCAAGGGAAAAUCUCAGACUUCGUGGACUUCUUCGUCGAAGGGAAUCUCCUUUUUUCUCCCUUCCAUCAACAUGUCCUCGACGCCUGGGAAAGAAGAGACUCCCCCAACCUCCACUUCCUCUUUUAUGAAGAUUUAAAGAAGGAUCUUAGGAAAGAACUGGGGAAACUUGCAGAAUUCUUGGACCAUCUGGAAGGACUCCUUGUGUAAGGCUAGGAGCUCCU